AUGGCGCCUCCGUUCAUUGCUGGCGGCAACUCUGGCAGUCGGUCAAAAGCAACAGGUCCUCCUCCCAGACGGUCGUAUUCAAGCGUCUCUCGUCGCGAGCUAUCGUCGACGCCAGACGUGGAUGAUGACGAAAUGCCAGAUGGGAACUAUGAAGUUCGCCAAGACUCUGAUGCUGAGAGCGAAGAAGACGAUGGACGCGAAUGGCAAUUCGACAAUGAGAACAUGGGCGAGUUCAUAGACAAUGAAGGCAAUAAGUGGCAUGUCAACAGUAUUGAUCUGGUCACUUGGUACGAUUGGCGGAGCAAAAAGACCGGUCUGCAGUCGACAUGGGUGAACUCGAGCCAGUUCAGAGAAUCUGCGCCGCGGGCUGUGAUGAAUCAUGAGAAUAAACACAGGCGGGAUCGGCUCGACAUAGCCGCCAAAUCGACUUCUAUCAUAUUAUCUGAAGUUUGUUCUCGCGUUUGGCACUCCAUCGAGAAUAGGGAGCACAAGGCUGCUCUAAUGGAGAAACUGGAUACUGCGCCUUUCUACGAUCCUGAAGAGAUCUGGGCUGAUUUGCCACAAUCAAAUGAGAAUGCCGUCGACCAAGCCCCUGCUUCAAGCGCAAGCACGACAAGGACCCCAGGGCCAGUUUCGAGUGCGGCAAACCGACAAACUGGGUCGCGUGCCAGAAGACGUCGAGUGUACUCGAAUAAUGGGACGAAGGCCAAAUUUGAGGGGCGAGCUGCCACUCCCGAAGGCAUGCCAUACCCGGUUCGCACACACAAGUAUAAAGAUAUCACUGCGAGGCGUCCUGCUGAAUCCACAUUGGCGGCAGUUCCUGAUACUCCUAUACGAUUUCGAACCUCCCGUCUGCCUGGCGAGGUGGAUCCAUUUGCGGCUGAAAAUGAGGUGAUUUCGUUGGGCGAUUCGAUCGAUUCCGAUGAGGAUCACCUGGACAUCUCGGAACAAAAUAAUAAUGCGGAGGACGAAGGCAUGGACAUUGACGUGCCCGACGAAGACGGUAUCCGCAGGGGCAACCGCCGAAAGCCCCAACAUUCGGCGGUCCCAAUUUUGAAGACAACCCGACGGGACUCGAACUCGUCUCACGAGAUGUCACCCCAUCAUUUCCGUCCAGCGGGUCCCAGAGCCGAACUCCAGCCUGAGUGGGACAAGAAGACAGUGAGAGCGAAGGCUGCCAAGAUUGUGAUCUGCGGAAAGAAUGUGCGUGACAGGGAGAGUAUACCGGACGUCCCGCUGCGUUUUGUUUACAUGGAGAAUGAUUACAUAUACUCAGCAUCGACAUACGACAUCGAUCCCAAGCAUCUUGCGGAAGACGACUUCUCAGUUUGCCAUCAUGGCACCGACUGCAAAAAUCCACCAGAGGGCGAUUGCUGUAUUCGUAGAAAGCGCAACAUGGACGCAUCAUUGGCGUACGAUAAUCAGGGACGGUGGCGAUUCAAGAUUGACAAGUUCGUCAAAGUUUUGGAGUGCAAUAGGUUCUGCGAGUGUGAUAAGAAGAUUUGCCCCCACUCUGUCUCACAGCGACCACGGCAGCACGUAAUUGAGCUUUUUGACACUGGCGUCUACGGAUGGGGUGUUCGCACUCCGAAAGAUCUACCCCGUGGCACCAUUCUGGGGAUCUUUACUGGUGAAUUGAUAACUCGCGCAAUUGCUGAGGAUAGGGAAGCCGCAAGUUCCGAUUCAUCGUACAUUUUCGACCUGGAUCAUGAUGAAGGGGAGGAUGAUGAUACUAAUACCUCAGGGUGGUCAGUAGACGCGCGAGAGUGUGGAAAUUGGACUCGAUUCAUCAACCAUUCAUGCUCACCCAAUCUGGAGACGUACACGGUGCAAUUCGAUGCACCCUACAUGAGCGAGCACCCUGGAAAGCUAGUGUUUGUCACGAGCAAGUCAAUCGACGCCGGAACCGAGCUGACGCUUGAUUACUAUCCUCAAUAUGACCCUAGAAUUGGUCGUCCGCCUGGUCGUAAAUCAUGCCAUUGCAGAGAGAGGAACUGCAGGGGCUGGCGCUGAAGGGGCGAGUGUUGGUAUGCUGAUAUUGAUGAUUGUCCGAGCCUCAGCCUGAAGAGAGGGGCAGAAGCAGUGUACCCUAUGAUGACAUAUUGUUAUAACGAUUCUAGACGUUACUGG
This is a messenger RNA of Dacryopinax primogenitus, 2130 nucleotides long. RefSeq names its product SET domain-containing protein. The record is from RefSeq and is a predicted model, not a curated record. NCBI's taxonomy places the organism in Eukaryota, Fungi, Basidiomycota, Dacrymycetes, Dacrymycetales, Dacrymycetaceae. Gene Ontology annotation, molecular function: protein binding. Bases 1 to 2013 code for a protein of 670 amino acids. The transcript is spliced from 8 exons.